Molecule: messenger RNA, 3960 nt
Organism: Tetrahymena thermophila SB210
Lineage: Eukaryota; Ciliophora; Oligohymenophorea; Hymenostomatida; Tetrahymenidae
Product: transmembrane protein, putative
Exons: 11
Source: RefSeq, a predicted model, not a curated record
AUGAGUUAAUAAAAUGUGUAAGAAAAUAAAUUUCCUGUAAGAUUUAAUUUGGAUUAGCAGCAAAAAAGUUAGAUUGUGAAUGAUAUUUUAUUUACAUUUGACGAAGACGAUGAGGUGGACAAUAACUUAAAAGGUCACACUAAAAAACUAAGUUCAUUAGUUAUCUAAUAAUCACCAAAAUCUACUAAUGAAAUUAAAGAUUAACAAAACUCUACUCAAUCUUCUUAGGGGAAAAAUUAGUAAAUUUUAUUUUUUAACACACCUACAAGUUCUACAAAGCAAGCCUCCAAUCAGAUAAGAAGAUCCUCUCUAAAGGCUCACUCCAAGUUUUUUCACAAUUAAGCUGAAAAGGAUUUCUUUUUAGAGAUUAAAAAAAAGGAUAAGGAUUCCUCUCGUACAUCCUCAAAAGAAUCUUUUUCUGAUAUUUCUGAAUCGAGUGAGGAAGAUUAAGAUGAAAGCGAAGAACAGGAUUGUGAAAAUUCUCCAAUCAUGAACUUGAUGAAGAAGACAUUCAAGAUGACUUUCUCUGAAAAUAAUUAAGAUAAAUCAGAGCAAGAAGAAGAAGAUGAUGAAAUUUAAGAAGAAGUAUCUAAGAAUCCUAAUAAUAAGUAGUUAUUCAUGCAACAAACAAAGUAUGCAGUUGAAUAAAUAUUGAAAUAGAUAAAUGAAAAAGAGUAACACAAGAAUAUCAAUUAUACUUUUGACUACAUAGAUUUUAGCAGCUUAGUGUUUUUCUACUUUUAUUUGAUUUGGUCAAACGAUCUAGCUACGUUGAAGACGUUACAUUAAUACUGCUAAAAGCAAAUAUCUGAUCAACAAAUAUAGUGGGCAGGAAAUUAUAAAGCAUUCAAAAAUGCUUCUGAUUAUAGAGUGAAUCCUAAAGAAAAAAUGAAGGAGAUAUUAGAAGUUAAUUCAGUAGAAGAUGGACUUCUUAAAAUAUUAGUUUAAUCAUAUUUCUUUUUGUUCAGACAAAACAUAUUCGAGUCUAGCAUUUAUUACAAAUACUUUCAUGAAUUUUAUUAGCUAUCUAAUUAUUUGCAGUUUUAGUCAAAUGAAAAGUUUGAAUUCUACAUUGGCAAAGGAAUUUUCGAGUUGUGCUUGCAAAUCAAAGAUGAAAAAUACAUUCAAAUAUUUCUAAAAAAUAACUAUUAUUUAGAGUUAGAUUUUUCAAAAGAAAAAUAUUAAUAUAUAAAGGCAUGCUAAUAUACAUAAGAUGACCAAUAAAAGCCUAAAUUAAAUGCUUUUGUCUUGAUUUAUUACUUUAGUGUUGAAAAUCUUAAUCCAAAUUUAAUAGAGAUUGUGCUCAGACAUGUUGAAGAUAGCCAAGCUCUCAAAUAUAUUUUUCAGCAUUUAGUGACUUAUCAUUUGAAUUAGUUUGCUAAGAAUAUUCUGUAGAAAAUCAUUGCUUAAAAACAGGAUGAUGAAAAAGAAAUCAUAAAUCUGUGUUUAACAACUUACAAUUUUAACAUAUUAUUUUAAUAUUAUAAAUUGACUCAGAACAAAAUAAAAGGUUGGAUAGAAGAAACAGAAAAUUAAACGAUUAUGAUUAAAGCGUUGUCCCGUUGUUCAGGAUAUAAUUUUUAAUCUCUAUUAUUCUUUAUAAAAAAAAUACAGCUAUGGAGCUAAAAAGACCUUAUAAACUUGAUGGCUCAUGCCUUAUCAAGAAGACUUGAGGCUUCGAAAAAUGAUUAAAACUUUUUAUUUUCGUUUUAAAAUCCUCUUAAAAUAAUUGUUCUGAUAAUAGAAAUUCUUUAAAUCACACUAUAAAAUGAGUUCUUCCAUAAAAAUAUCUUAGAAAAAACCAGAAAGAAGUACACUCAAUUUGCAGAAAUACUUAUCAAAAAUGAUAUAGAUGAAGAAUCAAUAUUUAGUAUUUUAGUAGAUUGGGAUCUAGUAGGAAGAAAACUGCUGUAUAUCAUUUAUGAAAACUCUAUAAGUGAAUUGAUUGCAACUGAUAAAGUCUAAGAAGUAAUUGACAUAUUGUGGUAUGGAAGCACAAACAAUUCAUUGAAUUAAAUGAAUUUUUGUUCGAUCGGAUAGAAUUUAACUGGUUCUACUUUACAAAAGUAGAUUGCUGAUUAAAAUAGCAAGUUUAUAGAUUAUCCUUUCAAUAGAGAAUACUAAAGCGAAGAUUUCAUAGCAAGAUUAAGUGUGUGGAAAAAACAAAUAUAAUUUCGUAAUUUCAUCGAUUAGGCUCUUAAUAUUAUUUUCAUGAUUUGCUUUUUAGCUUAUUUUUUGCAAAGUUUUGAGAUAUACACUGAAGGCUUCAUGCCAGUUAAUAGUGAUGUUUAAAUAGUUGAAAACACAAUAAAUAAAAUGCAAAUUAACAUGUCUAAGUGGAUCUAUGUCAACAUAUUUGUAGGUAUAAAUCUUCCAUUAAAUGCAAUUGUUGAUUUAAUAUAUCACUAAGAAUUCGAGUAAAGUGUAAGCUUUGAUUCUGGUCAGAUCUUUGAUUUGCUAUUUGCUUUAAUUACUAACUUAUACACUAUCUUUGUUUAUACUAUGCAUUAUUAUCAGUAUGAUAGUGUACAAUUUUUUAUGAUUCUCUUUCUUAACAUUCUCACUGUCUUCUGUUAUCUCAAAUUUAUUUUCUGUCUAACCGCUACCAAAUCUUUUGGUAUUAUUAUACAAGCACUAGGAGUUAUUUUUAAAGAAGUUGCUAAAUUCUUUGUACCUUUUGUAGCUAUUUUUAUUAUCUUCACUUUUGUAGGGUAUAUCUUAUUUAACUAAAUAGAUAGUGGAAGAUUUGAAAGUUUCGUUUUGUCUCUAUAUUAUUUGGUUGAAGCUAUGUUUGGUUAAUUUACUUUUUCAGCUUAUUAAGGGCAGUAUUCCAUUUCAGGAAGGAUUUUUAUGUGUCUUCAUAUGUACUCUCUAAAUAUUAUUUUGAUGAACGUUCUCGUAGCUAUCUUGGCUUUCAACUUCGAAAAGAUAAAUAGAUAAGCCAGAACUUUACAUUAUCAGCAUAUUAUUUCUCAUGUUAGGCAAGGAAAUUACAUUUAAAAGCACGGAUGUCUCAUACUUGUGCCAAUACUCAUUGAAUUUACUAUUAUUCCUUAUUUGAUCAUCAAAAAAUUCUUUCACCAUGAAUCAAAUUUCAUUAAAAAAUGCUAAAAUUUCUAUAUUUAUCUCUCUUACAGUCCUGUUUUUGCCAUAACUCUUCUCUUUACAAUAACAAUUAAUUUGAUUUUGCUACCAUUUGCUUAUUUGUAAAGAAUCUUUUAGCUAACAAAACUCUACUUUUAUGGUUAUAUUAAAAUUUACAAACUUCUUAUUUGGAUUCUCAUAGGCGUUUUUUACCUUCUUAAAAGACUCUUUUAUGAUGACAUGAAAGAAUUAUGCUCUUAUUUGCUUUCUCAAAAAAGCUAAGCUGAUAAUGUAAGCUAAAACUAGAAGAAAAUGAUGUCUGAUUAAUUGAUGAGAGAGAUUUUUAAAACUGUAUACAAGAUUUACAUGAAUGGAAGAAUAUAUUGCACUAUUAGUGAACUUUUUUUAGAAAUAAAGGAAGAUUUAAUUAAGAAAAGUGAAUCUCCUUUUGAUUUUUGCUUAGGAGAAGAAAAAUUAGUGGGUGUUCAUUUAAUUGAUAACAAAAAAAACAACAGACAAAGUUUUAGUAUAACUUCAUAGAGUAUUGAAAGAAUAAAAGGAAUGAGGAGAGGAUCAACUCCUUUGCAGAUCUAUAUGUUAUAAAAAUAAAAUAGUAGAAAUUUUAUGUAAAAUAUUGACUAAAUCAAUGUGAAGCAUACUUUCUAGGGUAUCCCUCAAAUGGAAGAAGAUUGUGAAUAAAUUUAUGAAUAUUUUGAGAGAUUUUGCUUCAAAGACAUAGCAAGAGGAGAUGAAAAAAGAGAUUUUGUUUUGAACUUAAAAAACCUGCUAAAGUUGCAUGAAAAUUACUUAACAAGCAAGCUGAAUUUUGUAAUCCACUUUUAAUUAUACAAGACUAUUAAAUAAUAGUUUUAAUGA